UUUUCCCAUACGGCUCAAACGUCAACUCCACGUGUCUAAAUGAAUCAAUCCGACCUCCAUUGUACUCCCCCCUUUCUCCGUACAUUCUUCCAUAUAUAGCCAUGGCUCCCUCUUCCACUCUUUAACUCUCCAUUCAAAAUUAAACCACCCUUUUUUUUCUCUUACCAAAACCAAACUUUUUUCUUUUUGACUUUUAAAAUCCAAAAAAAAAAACACACAAACCCACUUUUCUAUUAUUUAUCUCUUUUCACUUUUAAAAAAGUUUCAACCUUUGUGUAUUUCAAUCACAAGAAGAUGAUGUACGAGAGACAAGCAGCAAGAUUUGAUGGUAGGAAGAAUCACUCAAUUAAAACUAGUAGUAAUACUACUAUUAAUAGUAAAAGUUUGAAAGACUCAAGAAAAUCAAGAUCCAAAUCCAAUUCUUCUCAUAACAAUAAUAAUGAUCAAGAACCAGAAAGGCUUGAAAUUGUUGAUUUAAGUGGCAUGUCUCUUGAAACUCUUCCUAAACCUUCUAUUAAUCUUGCUGCAAUUUGCAAACUUGAUCUUUCUAACAACAAUCUCGAGACUAUCCCGGAGUCUUUGACGGCAAGGUUGCUGAAUGUGGUAGUAUUGGAUGUGCACUCAAAUCAACUCACAUCUCUUCCCAACUCAAUUGGAUGUUUGUCAAAGCUCAAGAUUGUAAAUGUUUCUGGGAACCUUCUCAGUUCUCUCCCCAGAACUAUCGAGAAUUGCAGAUCACUGGAAGAACUAAACGCCAACUUCAAUAAACUCACGUUAUUACCAGACACCAUUGGUUUUGAGCUCUUAAGCCUAAAAAAACUCUCAGUUAACUCCAACAAACUCGUCUUCCUACCAUACUCAAUAUCCCAUGCAACUGCAUUACGUGUGUUGGACGUACGUCUCAAUUGCCUUCGUUCCCUCCCUGAAGACCUAGAAAACCUUGUCAACUUAGAAAUUCUCAAUGUCAGCCAAAACUUUCAAUACCUCAUUGAAUUACCUUACUCCAUAGGCCUUCUAAUGUCGCUCGUAGAACUCGACGUGAGCUACAACAAGAUCUCGGAACUCCCAACAUCGCUAGGGUGUCUUCGGAAGCUUCAGAAGCUUAGGGUUGAAGGAAACCCUUUGGUUUCACCUCCUUUGGAAGUAAUGGAACAAGGUCUACAAGCAGUUAGACAAUAUAUGAGUGAAAAAAUCAAUGGUUAUCAUAAAAAUUCUCCUAAGAAAAAGUCUUGGUUAAAGUCUCUUAAGAAGUAUGGGACUUUUAAUGGUCUUGGCAAUGCAACUCCGGGAAGAAGGUCCUACGAGGUCGAGCGAGGGCUCGUAUUGCCUGAGUAUCGCCCCAUCGAUGCUCUUGCCUCGCCUAGGUAUAACCUUGGGAUAUUCUCUCCUAAAAGGUUUUUCUCUUCCCCUCGAAACUAUUUCUCCAAGUUGAGAUGAUUAGUGAAUGGGUUAUAUGCAUUGUGUUUCCGAAGUUUGAGUUGUAGGGCUAGUUCCGUGGUUAGAGCUAGUCUUCCGGUUACUUGAGAUCAUGGGUUCGUGCCUCACUCAUAUCUACAUUUUGUUAAAAAAAAAACAAUCAUGUCUUGCAGGUCCAAUAUAAUGUACAUAGGGGGUUUUGAUUUUUAAUAAUCUGGUUGUGGCAUGAUUGAUGAUAAUACAGUGGGAGUAUUUGAAAAAUUUGCCGUGUGUUCAAAUUUAAGCGUAAGUAUACAGCUUUGAUUUGUAUAAUGAUUAGAAAUUGAUUAGGGAAACAACCUAGAAUAAAUGCUUUUGAUCUUGAUCUGUGGAAUAUAUGUAGUACUAGAAUAAAUGUUUUUGAAGCGUGGAUAAAUGUAAUAUGUACAAAGGUGUCAUUCACUCAUUCUAGUAUUCUACUACUUUGUUUCUUGGAUUUAACUUCUUUUUAAAAUUUCAA
Beta vulgaris subsp. vulgaris (sugar beet) is the source of this 1915-nucleotide messenger RNA. Its product is annotated as plant intracellular Ras-group-related LRR protein 6. Gene Ontology annotation, molecular function: protein binding. NCBI's taxonomy places the organism in Eukaryota, Viridiplantae, Streptophyta, Magnoliopsida, Caryophyllales, Amaranthaceae. Bases 295 to 1437 code for a protein of 380 amino acids. The record is from RefSeq and is a predicted model, not a curated record. The transcript has 3 exons.